UGGUGAAGACGGUCAACCGGCUCCACAGGAAAUGCACCGGCCUUCAAAACCGACCCGCAGAUGAAACCGUUUUAGCUAUUUGUUAGGAUUUGAUGUUGUGGCCUUCAUUCGACAGGUAUUCUUAAUAAUGAAACGGGAUACAUGGGACUGUAGGCACAAACAAACAUUUGUCAAUCUCUGUUCUUCCUGAAGGCACCAUCUUCGUCCAAUCGCAUUAUUGAUUGGUGCUUUUGUGUGGCAAUUUUGCAGUAAAUUAUUUGAGAAAAGAACCACGGUUGUACAAUUUGAACAAGAGAUGGACCUAUGCACAAUGCACUGUUUGUAUAAAUGACAAUGUUGGUUUUUCAAUGCUGUGAAAACUCUGUGAAAUCAAAUUCUGCUGAGUUAAGGAAAACCAGGAGCUUUUAAUAACUCAAGCGUCUCUGUUAAUUCGACCAAUUGGCUAAAUGACCCCCAGCACACACACACACUAACAAGAUUUUACCCAUUGUGUGUGAGAAAGGGUCGGGGCCGCCUCAUGUGUCGGGCCUCCUCUGUGUUCUGGUCCCCACCGACCCCCACCCUUCCAGCGUCAGUGGGAUGUCCCAGGUGUGUCUCCUCUUGGCCUUGCUUAUGCUCUGCAGCUGCACAAAGGUCUCCUCUAUUAACUCCCUGGAGCUCGUGAAGGAGCAGUGGAGCAGCUACAAAAACCAGUGCCUGAACUACCACAACGCCACGCCCCCCACAACAGGGCUGGUGUGUAAUAGGACCUUUGACCUGUACGCCUGCUGGCCUGAUGGACUCCCGGGAACCACUGUCAAUGUAUCCUGCCCAUGGUUCCUGCCAUGGUACCGUAAAGUUCAGCAGGGUCUGGUCUACAGAUUCUGCAAUGAAGAGGGCCACUGGGCGCAAAAGAAUACCAGCGAAUGUGAGGACGACCCUGGUGAGCAGCAGUAUGGCCGCAUCCUCAGUCAGUUACGGGUCAUGUAUACAGUGGGCUACUCACUCUCCCUGGGAGCUCUGCUACUGGCCCUGGGAAUCCUCAUCACCUUCAGGAAGCUCCACUGUAUGAGGAACAACAUCCACAUGAACCUGUUUGCCUCCUUCAUCCUGAAAGCCGUGUCCAUCCUGGUCAAAGACGCCCUGCUGUCCCUCACGCUGGACCCCCGGAGCAGCAAUGACAGCCGGACACAAGCAUGGGUCAACAUACCGGCUGUUACGUGGUGCCGUGGUGCCAUGGUGAUGAUGCAGUACAGCGUGAUGGCCAACAACUAUUGGCUGCUGGUGGAGGGCAUCUACCUGCACAGCCUGCUCGUCAUCACCGUGUUCAGCGAGAGGAAGUACUUCUACAUUUAUCUGACCAUUGGCUGGGGCGCGCCGCUCAUAUUCGUGUUGCCGUGGAUCACGGUGAAAUAUCUGUAUGAGAACGAGGAGUGCUGGGAGAGGAAUAUCAACAUGGGAUACUGGUGGAUCAUCCGUUCUCCUAUCGUGUUUGCUUAUCUGAUUAACUUCUUCAUAUUCAUACGAAUUAUCAAAAUCCUGAUGUCUAAACUCAGAGCUCAUCAGAUGAGAUACACUGACUACAAGUUCAGAUUAGCAAAGUCCACUCUGACUCUAAUUCCUUUGCUCGGGAUUCACGCCAUCCUCUUCACCUUCGUCAUCGAUGAGUCCGUCCCUAAAGGCUCCAUGCUGCGCCUCAUUCGCCUCUUCUGUGACCUGCUGUUCAACUCUUUCCAGGGCCUGCUGGUUGCCAUUCUGUACUGCUUCGUCAACAAAGAGGUGCAGUCAGAGAUGCUGAAAAAGUGGAAGAGGUGGAAGCUGGGCAAGGACAUCGAUGAAGAGUACCGCCACACCCACAGCCACACGCCGCACAUCAGGAGCGGCAGCAUCGCCACCGGCAAUCUACCCGAUCUCCAUGACAACACCGCCAGCGACCCUGGUGGUGACUCGCCUCGCCUCAACAAAGCUGACGGAGACCCCUCGUGCUCCGCCGCACCUGAGGAGAACCGCCGACUAGUUGUCUGCUACAGCAAUGGGACGGGGAAAGGCGGUUCCGCCAAAAGCAGGCACACCCUGCAAUUCUCUUUCCUGCCACACCGAGGCACCGGCACUCACGUGAGCACUGCCACGCAGGAUGCGUGCCUGGAGGAGAGUGCGCGGUGCAGCGCAUACCCUCUGGAAGGAGAGGAGACUAAUGUCUGACGUGCUCUGAGGCCGAAAACUCUCACUGGCUGUGCUCAUCGGUGUGUCAGAUCAGUGGUUAUCACGCUCCAUGAAGACAGUGGGAAGAGAAACAGGAAGUAACCCACACAGAUCAGGAUGUUAAAAAAAUUGAAAAGAAACUCUAGUGGUGUCUAGUGUGUCUAGUGUGUCUAGUGUGUCUAGGUGUGUGUGUGUGUGUGUGUGUGUGUGUGUGUGUGUGUGUGUGUGUGUGUGUGUGUGUGUGUGUGUGUGUGUGUGUGUGUGGAGGACUGCUAUGUCGACACCAACCCUGCUCACACCCUUCCAUCUGUUGGGUGUGUUGUAUGGAUGGUCUGUUGUGUCUGUUUGCAGCAAUGGAUGCUUUUGGUGCACUCCGAAAAACAAAACUUCUCAAAAGUGUCAACUCUAUUUUAUUUAUUUCUUUGCAUACAUGAAACUGAAUGUGGACUUAAGCGUGCAUGACUCAUGAUGUCUUGUUCAUCAGGAUGAAGACUGAGGGACACACAUGCUGAGGUAGACGAUGCUAUCCUCUUCAGAGAGUCUGUGAUGUGUAAAUUAUUCUGGUUUUAAAUGGACAAAGCCAAACAAGAAAAUAUUAAUAUAUCAUGAUUUUACAUAACAAUCCACUUUUUCAUGGCUUUCUUUGUAUCUAUAAUUCUGUGUGGCUUCUUUCAACAGCUUCUCCUGACUGAAUGUAUGUGAACAAUGGAGAAGCAUUGGUGAAACAAUAUUUAAGUGUAUAUAUGUAAUUAGAAAUACGCCAACAGCACCUGCAUUUAUCCAUUAAGGAGACUUCAAUUUAAUUCUUGAUUUGUCUUCUACUUGACACACAUUUAGUCAAUUGGAUUAAAAGCAAUUUGACAA
This is a messenger RNA of Cyclopterus lumpus (lumpfish), 3045 nucleotides long. RefSeq names its product glucagon receptor b (gene gcgrb). NCBI's taxonomy places the organism in Eukaryota, Metazoa, Chordata, Actinopteri, Perciformes, Cyclopteridae. Gene Ontology annotation, cellular component: plasma membrane. The record is from RefSeq and is a predicted model, not a curated record. The coding region runs from base 580 to 2181 and encodes 533 amino acids. Gene Ontology annotation, biological process: cell surface receptor signaling pathway; adenylate cyclase-activating G protein-coupled receptor signaling pathway. The transcript is spliced from 13 exons. Gene Ontology annotation, molecular function: gastric inhibitory peptide receptor activity; peptide hormone binding; glucagon receptor activity.